GGAUGGAGGUGCCCCCCAGGCCCGGCCGGCGCGGCGGGCGCCCGGCCCCGCGGCUCCUCGCCGCGCUCUGCCUGCUCGCUGCCCACGGCGGGGCGGCGGCGUUCCUGGUGACGGCGCCCUACGGGCUCUGCGUCUGCCCGGAGGGGCAGAACGUCACGCUGACGUGCCGCGUCAGCGGGCCCCUCGCCGACCGCCACGACCUGCUCUACAAGACCUGGUACUUCAGCGGCGACGGCGACCAGAGCUGCUCCGACAAGAGGCACGUCCGCAACGCCACCGACAGGGAGCUGCGGCACGAGCCGGGCCGGCGCCGCGGGCCGCCGGCCAACGGCACCGGCGCCCCGCCGCACCCGCACCCGCACGGCGUGGAGCUCCUCCUCGACCGCCACGGCGCCUUCCACAUCGUCGUGACGAACCUGACGCCGGGCGACAGCGGGAAUUACUGCUGCUACGCGGCCGAGGCGCACCGGGAGCACAGCAAGCUGCACACGCGGCGGGUGGCCCACGGCGUGGUGGAGCUGCGCAUCCGGCAGGGCCGAGGAGUGCCGCAGAACUGCACCUUUCACGCCGCCGCGGGCAAAGAUAUCACGGCCGCCGCACUGGCGACGGGGGCCUGCAUCGUGGGCAUCCUCUGCCUGCCCCUCAUCCUGCUCCUCAUCUACAAGCAGAGGCAGGCGGUCAGCAACAGGCGCGCUCACGAGCUCGUCCGGAUGGAGAGCAGCGCGCAGGGCAUCGAAAACCCCGUCUUCGAGGCCGUGCCCGGCGGCGGCGGCGGCGGCGGCGCCGAGACGUGGCCCCGGGCGCCGCUCGCCUACGCGCCCGCCCGGCAGGCGUCCGAGUCCGGCCGGCACCUGCUCUCCGAGCCCAGCACCCCGCUGUCGCCGCCGGGCCCCGGCGAAUGCUUCUUCCCCACGCUGGAUCCCGUUCCCGACUCCCCGAACGCGCUGACGGCCUAGGGACGCCGGGGGGCUCACGCCGCGCGGGAUCCCUGCCCGCCGCCCGCUCCGGGCCCUGCCCCGGCCGACGACGCGACCCUCUCUCCCGUGGGUUUCC
Molecule: messenger RNA, 1053 nt
Organism: Rhea pennata
Lineage: Eukaryota; Metazoa; Chordata; Aves; Rheiformes; Rheidae
Gene: VSIR
Product: V-set immunoregulatory receptor
Exons: 7
Coding region: 3-956 (317 amino acids)
Biological process (GO): negative regulation of alpha-beta T cell activation; regulation of immune response
Cellular component (GO): plasma membrane
Source: RefSeq, a predicted model, not a curated record